This is a messenger RNA of Athalia rosae (coleseed sawfly), 3883 nucleotides long. Its product is annotated as aminopeptidase N-like. Gene Ontology annotation, cellular component: cytoplasm. Lineage: Eukaryota; Metazoa; Arthropoda; Insecta; Hymenoptera; Athaliidae. Gene Ontology annotation, molecular function: peptide binding; zinc ion binding; metalloaminopeptidase activity. Gene Ontology annotation, biological process: proteolysis; peptide catabolic process. The transcript is spliced from 14 exons. The record is from RefSeq and is a predicted model, not a curated record. The coding region runs from base 614 to 3463 and encodes 949 amino acids.
GUACCCCACAUCCAGAGAUUCCACACUAUAUCUUCGAUAUUUAUUUCAAUUAUCAUCAAAAGAUAAUUACUUUUUGUUUCCUUCAAUUAUUAAUCAGAUCUUAAUCAGCGGAGUCAUCUGAGUCAGUAAACUUUACCGAUCAUCCUGCCGUCACACCAUUUUUUACCCUUCAACCGCAUAUGUGGCAAAUUAAACUCCAUAGGAGUUUCACGAUUUUGAAAUUCAGUGUAGCUUAUUCACAUUCUUCUAUCAUGGUUUUGGGUGCAUUGUUCUUCUGCCUUUUUCGAAAUUCAAUCGAUCAAUCAGGAUUGAGUCUACAAAAAUUUCGUCCACAUUUUUUUCGACAAAAUUCUUUGAGGGUUGAAAACUAUCGGGACGAAGCUCACCUCAUAUGCUAAUUGGAAAUGAGAUGAAAAGAGUCUGCGCCGAAGUAGAACAUUAAACAAUUGGACAACAAUUGGAUGUGGCACAACAACGCCAAGACUAAUAUAAAAACGAUCAAUGAUAAGAUAACGCGGCAUUUUGGUGGGACGAACAUUUCCACGAUAUAAUAUCCGUGAUUCAGGCGAUCGAUGGUUCUUGCGAAGCAUAACUUCGAUCAUAAAAGACCGCCAUGAUCGAAUCAAGACUACUGUUGGUUUUAUGUAUAAUCUCAGGUUUGGCACUGUCGGGACAAAGUCCGUUGACAUCUCCGGAUGAGUUGCUUGCCGAAGAGUCCUUCGAGGAAACCGAUACCGCGACAAAGUCAACCGGUGAACUCCGACUUCCCAAAGUAACACGGCCGACUGAUUAUAAAGUGAAACUCAACCCAGAUCUCGAAAAUGGCAAAUUCACCUUCACCGGAGAAGUUGAAAUCACCCUCAAGGUCCUGGAACCAACAAACGACGUAACGAUUCAUUCCAAAGAGCAGAUAAUUGCGGAGAAUCGAACGACCUUAACGAAUGAAGAGAAUUUUUCUUACGAUGUCGAACAUUCGUAUGACAUUGAUAAGGAUUUUCUAUCGAUUCAUACCAAUGAAACGCUACCGAUUGGAACAUAUGUCCUGACCAUUCAUUACACUGGUAAUCUUAGGGAUGAUAUGAUCGGAUUCUACAAAAGUUCGUACAUCGAUCUCGAAGGAAACACCGUAUGGAUAGCGACGAGUAAAUUCGAACCAACUCACGCACGUUACGCGUUUCCCUGUUACGAUGAACCGGCUCUGAAAGCCAGAGUGAGCAUUUGGCUGAAACAUAGUUCGUCCCAACAUGCUUUGGCGAAUACUCCGAUCAUGGAUGAAUUUGUGGACAGCUCGGAUGGAAAAAUAUGGACCGUCUUCGAGACUACGCCACCGAUCUCCACGUACUUGGUGGCCUUCAUAGCUUCGGAUUUCGCGAACAUAUCGAACUCGGAUGAAACUUUCGGCGUUUGGGCAAGACCAUCUGCAAUCGACACCGCACGGUAUUCGUUCGACUUUGGUAGCCAGGCGUUGGCGGCUCUAGCGGUAUUUACAAACGUCCCUUAUUACAAUUAUGCAAUGGACAAGAUGGACCAAAUCGCUAUACCGGAUUUCGCUGCUGGUGCCAUGGAAAAUUGGGGUCUGGUUACGUACAGGGAGAGAUAUCUGCUCUACGAAGAUGGUGUUUCUACAACUUCGGACAAACAGAAUAUCGCGACGGUAGUCGCUCACGAGUUCUCUCACCAAUGGUUCGGAAAUUUGGUAAGUCCGGAGUGGUGGACUUACCUCUGGCUGAACGAGGGCUUUGCCACGUACUUCGAAUACUUUUUGACGGCCGAAAUCGAACCAUCGUGGCGUCUCGACGAGCAAUUCGUCGUUUCGGAAAUUCACGCCAGCGCUUUUCCAGCAGAUGGACUAGGCACGUCCCAUCCUAUGAACGCCGACGUCGAGACCCCGGCCCAAAUCAGCGACAUCUUCGACUCGAUCUCCUACGCGAAAGCCGGAGCUGUGAUACGUAUGUUGGAACACAUCGUCACGACCCCCGUUUUCAGAGCUGGUCUUACAAAUUACCUCAAUGCCAAUAAUUUUUCCGUCGGUACAUCCGAUCUUCUGUGGGCGUCGAUGCAAACGGCUGUAGACGACGCAGGUCAAUCGUUGAAUGUCAAACAACACAUGGAUACUUGGGUGACUCGGGCUGGUUUUCCGCUGGUCACAGCGAGCAGGAAUUACGAAUCAGGCGCGGUGACCUUGAGCCAGGAAAGAUUCUUUUUGAGAAAUCGUGAUUCCUACUACCCUAAAGUGUCCUGGUGGAUUCCAAUAAAUUGGGCGACCGCAUCGGCCCCCGAUUAUUCCGUAACAACUCCUACCACUUGGAUUUCCGAUAGCGCAACUACCACCGUUUCCGUACCCUCUGCCGGUGACUGGAUUCUGCUGAAUUUACAACAAACAGGGUACUACCGUGUCAACUACGACAAAACAAACUGGAAUUUGUUGACCGCUCAUCUAACGGGGCCGAAUUACACCCAAAUAUCAGCGGUGAAUCGAGCACAGCUGAUCGACGACGCUCUCAAUCUUGCGAGAGCGGGUUACUUGGAUUACGGAACGGCCCUCGGCGUGACCAAAUAUCUGUCUCAGGAAAUUGACUACAUUCCGUGGUACUCGGCGUUCAGCGCUUUCACUUACUUGAACAGAUGGUUACCCGAAACGGCUUCGUACGCCGACUUUAAAACUUACGUUACGGGUCUGCUGGCCGGUGCCCUGGACAAAGUGGGAUACGAAGAAUCCGACGACGAUAAACACGUAGAAAAGUUCCUCAGGACAAACGCGCUGACUUGGUCGUGUAAUUUGGGUCAGUCCGAAUGCCUGGAGUUUGCGAAUCGAAAACUUCUGAGCUGGUUGAUCGACGACGAUCAAAAUGCCGUAACACCAGACCUCAAAAGCGUAAUUUACUGCGCCGGUAUCCGUACCGCAAAUUCAACGGUUUGGAAAUUGUUGUGGGAAAAAUACUUGGCUACCGACCUUUCCAGUGAGCAGGUCUUGAUACUUCGAGGACUCGGUUGUACGCCAGACAGGGAAAUUCUGAACAAGUACAUGGAACUCGCUACGGCUACAGGAUCCGGAAUUCGACCCCAAGAUUCAACGACCGCUUUUUCCUCUGUUUAUACUUAUGGAGGUGCUCAAAACGUUGAACCAGCCUUGGACUACAUUAUCAAUAAUUUUGAUAAUAUAUUAGCAUACUAUGGCAGUACCUCGUCAAUCGCGACUCUACUCUCUGGAAUUGGACUCAGGAUAACGACAAACGAGCAGCUGACUAAGCUGCAAAAUUUCUCGAUCGCCCAAGCAGCCCUUCUAUCAGGUGCUGCGAAUACCGGGAUAUCGAAUGCUCGGAGUAACUUGGCUUGGAUUGAAACGAAUGAAGAAGCGGUCGGCGCGUGGCUUAGGGAAACGAUCAGAAGCGGAACGAACAAUAUCAUCGGCAGUGUUCUACUCACAUUUGGUCUCGCUUGCUUAUUACGCAUUUAUCAAUGAUGCAGGAGAAAAACGAAUGAAAAAUGGUUUUUGGAGAGACUAAAAACUGAGUUAUGGAAGUUGAAUAAUACGAAACUUUUUUUUUUUUAUGGAAGUUUGUGACAAUCAUAAUUGUAUAAUAGCAUAUAAGAUACACACGUUUGUAUAUAGACAUAGAAUCGAAUCGAAUUGAAAUCAUAAAUCAAUCAAAUUAUGAUUGCCCAAAUGCGUAAAACAUAUAACGUUAAUCAGGAUAUUAGUUCAUGAAAAAAUCCCAAGAUAUUGAAUUAUGGCAUUUAUCAAAAUGAAAAAAAUAAUCAAAAUAAAUCGAGGGAAAGUCAUCGGCAAAAUAUCAUCAUAGAUAUAUCAUUAUUUUAACGAUUGACGAGAUUAGAAUUAUCAUCUAACCGACAGCUUCGAAUAAAGUACCCGCAACAAUUA